CCGCCCACCCUCCCGUCCGGGCCGCUCUCCAGGGCGUCUGUAAACACACCCCGAGACUGUCAUGGAGGGGGAGGAGGAGGCGGCGGCGGCGAAAGGAGGCGUUUUGGGCCGCCUCCAGGGUCCGCUCUGUCAUUCCUGAACUGGUCCCUCGUCCCCGUGACUGUGGCAUCAGGGAAUCGAACUAUUAGGCGAAAGGAGGAGACAGUCAGAACCAUAUCCCCUUCUUCCCCCGGGGCGGGGGCCGGGCCGGGCCAGGCCGGCUGAGCCGGGGGAGGGCGGUGGGAGGGAGCGCCUGGCCAGGCCGGCCUGUCCGCCGAGAUGGAUGACAGUAAGGUGGUUGGAGGGAAAGUAAAGAAGCCCGGCAAACGUGGUCGGAAGCCAGCCAAAAUCGACUUGAAGGCAAAACUUGAGAGGAGCCGGCAGAGUGCAAGAGAAUGCCGAGCUAGGAAAAAACUAAGAUAUCAGUAUUUGGAAGAGUUGGUAUCCAGUCGGGAAAGAGCCAUAUGUGCCCUCAGAGAGGAACUGGAAAUGUACAAGCAGUGGUGCAUGGCAAUGGACCAAGGAAAAAUCCCUUCUGAAAUCAAGGCCCUACUCACUGGAGAAGAGCAAAGCAAAUCUCAGCAGAACUCAAGCAGGCACACAAAAGCUGGGAAGACAGACGCUAAUAGCAAUUCCUGGUGAAGAUUUUAUAAAAUGAUGAGUCACUGACUGAAGCCAAUACUUUAUCCUAUGGAGGACGAAUGGGCAAGAUUGUACUUCUUGGCUCCAUUUACUACCUACUGCUCAGUAGUCAUCUCUAUAAAUCUGCAAUUUCUACCAAAAUGUGUGAUCAUAGAUUCCAAAGGAUUUUGCUUUAACUUUCAACACUUAGAAAAUUUAUAAACAUUCAGACCUGUUCUGGUUGCCCUUGCCACCCAUGGCAUUGAACAUGUUGCAAUGCUUGAAAACACAGGAGUAGAGAGAAGUGGGUGAAGAUUGUAUUUUUGCACCUUAACUCUACAUUGCUUUAUUGGUUAAUUUAUAUUCUUUCCAUGUAUUUCAUGUCAUGUAUGUGUAUGUGUGUGUAGGUGUGUCACCUUCUUUUAUGUUUUUGAUUGCCCUACAAAGAGAAACCAAAUGGGCUGAUUACCAAGUUCUCAGCCUUUAUGGACCUAAUCUUAUUUGUUUCUAUUUACUUGAGUAAUGUUUAUUUUCUGCAUGAACCAUGAUUUCUCCUGUGAGCCAUUCCAGCAUAAGCUGUGAAUAUGUAUUAACAAAUAUAUACAUUUCUAUUUUUAUAAUCCAUAAUGAUAUGCCUGUUUUAAAUAACGUACAUGUUAACAAAAUCCAUCAGGAAAGCCCCCAAGACAGCGUCUGUUUAAAACUUUUGUUGCUGUCUUCUCAAACUAUAUUUAUAAAAGUUUGGUAGGGCCUAGUCCAUACUUGGAGAAUAAUUAGUCAAAUUUUAUUUUUAAGCAAGAAGUAACCUUUUAGGCAUUUCAGCAGCAGACAUCCUCUUGACAACCUAGAAUAUGUAUGUAUGUACGUAUAUAUGUAUGUGUUUCUAUCGUAUGUCUGUAUAUGUAUGUGGGGAGGGUAGGAGUGAAUGUUCACACACAUUGCCUUGUGUAGUCAACUAACUCGGAGAAUUUUCCUAAAGAAAAUAGGAUGAAAUUAGCUGCUGAGAUCGAGUUUCUGCCUCAAGAGAUCUGGAACAAACUGAGGGAGAAAUUCUUAGUAGAUCUAAUGGCUGUAGGCAUAACCAGAACACUUAGUUUCUUCCCUGACAUGAGUUUCCAUAGGAAAAUGUUCUGAGCCAGGAAGAAACACACUGUGGAUGUGCAUCUGGUUCGGCCCUGACGGUACCUCCGCUCUGGAGUGAAGCCGUGAGCUGGAGUUGUGCACAGCAGGCGGCUGGUGGGCCAGGCAGGAGGGGCACAAGGCCAGAGUGGUUCUUUCCAGUUCCCGUCACAGCUCCAUUUACUUUCUUCCUGACUACCAGAGUGAUGGUUGAGGAAUCAAGCUCAUCAUAUUCUACUUGCAAGUAGAUAGGAAUCUUUCAUUUUCCCCACUGAGACACUUUAUCACUCUCUUCUCUUUCCCAUAGUUAAAUCAGGAACUGUGUUCUCUGUUGCUGCUAAAUUAUAAUUGUUCUUAGCUCUAAUGAAGCAAAUAUCUGGCUUCUAAACAGUAUGUUUUGUUAUGAAAUGGCAGUCUAAGAGGAGGCAUCAUCGUCUAGACUGUGGGGUGGAACAAGAGAUGGACCACGUAGUGUCAGAUUACAAGGUACUCUCCCCCCUUCUCUUAGGCCACACGUUUGAAUGAAGUGCUUCCCUUUAGCCUGAGUUCCUGAAGAUCUCUUGUGUGUAGAUUGCAAACUCAGAUCUAGUCUAGUCCUAUGUGACUACUGAUAUACCACUAGCCCAGCCUGUUGGGUCUCUCUGUGUUUUGGAGGACUGGGGGUUUAAGAGUAUUUAAUGUCUUUUUAGGAUCACAAAUAUAGAUAGAUUAAAGAUUGUUAAUAUUCAGACCUUCAGAAUUUAAGUGUUUUAAAUAUAGUGUUCAGAUUGUAAUGGGUAUGUUUUUGCCAUCUGGUCUACUCAAGUGUAUAUUUUUAUUUAGCAAAACAGCCCAAGAUUUACUUUGUGUUGCUUUGUUCAAUACCUUUUGAAUUCCCCAGAAGAGUUGUUUUCAAAGCAAACAUUCCAAAAUGAAUGUGGCUCUUCAAUGGAAUGUCUCCAUUGUGCUUGAAGUAUUUCUUCUCUGGUUGUAACGUUAAAUUACA
Molecule: messenger RNA, 2764 nt
Organism: Lontra canadensis (Northern American river otter)
Lineage: Eukaryota; Metazoa; Chordata; Mammalia; Carnivora; Mustelidae
Gene: CREBL2
Product: cAMP responsive element binding protein like 2
Exons: 4
Coding region: 319-681 (120 amino acids)
Biological process (GO): regulation of DNA-templated transcription
Cellular component (GO): nucleus
Molecular function (GO): DNA-binding transcription factor activity
Source: RefSeq, a predicted model, not a curated record